Eupeodes corollae is the source of this 3194-nucleotide messenger RNA. RefSeq lists its product as uncharacterized. The record is from RefSeq and is a predicted model, not a curated record. The transcript has 3 exons. NCBI's taxonomy places the organism in Eukaryota, Metazoa, Arthropoda, Insecta, Diptera, Syrphidae. Bases 123 to 3134 code for a protein of 1003 amino acids.
UCCAAGUUUUCAAUGUAAAACUAGGCACUAAUUUUUUUAGAAAAUCUGAAUUUUUGUUGAACUAAAUUGAUUUUGUAUUAUUUUGUAAUAAUCAUCUUUUUAUAACAAACUUCUGACGAAAAAUGCAAAAAUUCAAAAAUCGAAAGCAAAACUCUAAUCAUCACAAUUUGACCAAAAGAAAAGAAAUAAGUGUACCAAAUUUAACACCUAUGCAAUAUUUUGAAGGUCCCGAUUUUGUUUGUUGUUCUGAGGUUUUGAUAAAACCAAAAUCAAAGCUUUGUGAAGGCUUACCAGGGCCUCCUCAAGUGCAAGAGAUUCGCUGUUUAAAUAAAAAUAGACCGUGUUCAGUAGCUUCUCAGUGGGCACCGGAAACUAAUGAACGUGAUAUACUAUUUCGACCCAUCAGAUGGCGUUGUAACACUCGAAAGAAACGAAAUAAAAAAAGUCCAGAACCUUCUCUAGGUGCUCCAAUCGGACUUUCAAAAUCUUCCUUCGGUAUGAAAUAUCUGGAGAGUAAGCCUUAUGAUCGUACUCUUCAAGGAUUUGCUACGAACCUUGUGGCAUUUGCUGAAUAUUUUAUUACACCUGAGAUUGAAUGGGAUGAGAAAGUUCUCAAUCGCAUUCUGCUUGAAGGUCAAAAUCUCUUUGGUGAGUCCAAAGCCAGAAUGCAUGAUGGACAGAAACUCAAAGAAGCAUCGAUCAGGAGAACUUUCACCCUGUGUGGAAAUGCUUUCGAUUUAUUCGUAAACGAACCAUUUAUGAUAGGUCAAGUAAUCGGUCAGGAAGCUGCAGUCCCAAAUCUCCAUUGGGGCCUAUUGAAAUUUUUCAAAAAGUUUCAAUUCUGCCUCCUGCAAAUCGACAAAUGGUACACGAUGUUAUGGAAGAACGCAGAUGUCUUCUUUGUGUUCGAUUGCUUUGGUAGGAGGUAUCUGGAUCUACAUAGUGAUCGGAAUCAUGGAGUUGCUAUGUUGAUCUGCUUGCGUCACAUCGAAAAUGUCAGCCACUUGAUAUUGAAUUUGAGCGGGGUAAAUCCUGAGGAUUUCUUCAUUAUAAGAAACAUUCAGGUAAAAUCAUUGAUUCCCUGCGGUGGUCAGCCAACACCUGACGUUGUAGACAGAUCAGUCGAAUUUGAGAUAAAAAGCCCCAACUAUGCCAUUUUGAGGGCUACAACUCAUUUGGGAUCACUUUGCUUCAAGGAAAUUCGACGGCGCCAUUCACUUCCGGUAGCAUUUUCUGCACUGAUCAAUGCCAAAGUCGACCCAACUCCAACUUGGAACAAAGCGGUCUUGGAUAAGAUAAUAAAACUUGGAGCACAUUUGUACAAACAAUGGACGCAUUGUGACAUCAGUAUAGAUCUGGGAAUUCAAGAUGUUCCCAAUAGAUUUGUUUUUGGACAGUUUAUGGUUGAAAUAGCUGUCAAUGCUAUGCCUGAGUGUGGAAUUUGGAGAUGUAGCCCCAACUAUCAAAACAGUGAACUCAGCCAAGCUUUGAAGAGGUCAUUUGAAGAGGCUUUAAAUCAGAUAGUUCAGAUUCAGGGUAGAACGUAUGCUAUCUGGAAGAAAGGUACGUUCUAUUACGUACUGGACCCAUACUCGCAUCAGUGUUCGCUGGAAAAGAAGAAAUUACGAACUGCUUCGUUGCACAUGUGUGGAUCUUUUGACAAAAUGUGCUGCAUCUUCACCCAAGCUCUUCUGGAAUUAUUCGAAGAAUCGAAAUUUAUUAUUUAUAAUGUUAAGAUUCUUGGUCUUGAAGAGGUGACUAAACUCAAGGAGAAUCAAUAUAGAUCACAAAUCCCUUGUAUGUGUACAUCAACACAACAGUCAGAUGGCACUGAGGAAGUAAAAUCUCUAAAUGAAUCGGUGCUGGGCUUAGACGAAUAUGUUUGUCAGGCUGAAGACUCGCCAAUAGAGUCUGACUCAGCUGAUCUUGAUUCGCCAGGACUAUCACAAACCCGCCUGGAAGACUACUCGGAUUUGAGAAGAGAUUUCAUUGAAGAAUCCGACGAAGAAACCGAGGAUGAAGAUGAAGACUUUGAUCUAUUUUCAGGCAGUGACAGAGGACUUUUUGAAGAGUCCGAUGACACCGAUGAUGAAGAUGCAUCUUCUCGUAGAAAUAAAGCUAAAGAAAAAAAAACAAGCAAGAAAACUAAAAAGCCAUCGGAUGGGAAAAAAUCCGAUAAGAAAAGCGCAAAAGAAAAAUCCGGCAGUGAAUUAUCGGAUGAAGGAAUAAAGACAAAAAAAAAGAAGAAAGAUAAAGAGGAUAAGAAAAAUAAAAAAGAAAAGAAAAAUAAAGAAGACAAGAAAAAUAAGGACGAUGAUAAGAACACUUCAUUGAAAACUGAAGAAAAGGCUGAGAAACCGGAAGAAAAAAAGACAGCUGAUAAAAAAGAAGUCCAAAAGGAGACAGACAAAAACACAAAAAAUGACGAUAAGAAACCGAAGAAAAGAGAAAAACCUGAAGAAGACAAAAAUGAAACUAAAUCUAAUAAGAGAAAACCUUUGGAAGAAAAAGAAAGAAGCCAUGAAAUUGCACCUGAGACACCAAGGGAAAAACCUGUAGAACAAGACAGUCCUGUGGAUGAGAAGAAAUCAAAAACAGAAGAAACUCCUAGCAAUAGAAAUUCAACUGAAAUAUCAAAAUCGAGCAAUGCCCCCGCAAGACGACAGCGAAACCGCCAACGUCGCAAACAACAAGAUGGCGAUGACUCCUCAUCAGCAGAUGAAAAUCGCCGAGGUCGUCUACCGAUCGGAUGCAUACCAAAUUGUUAUCCAGGUUUUACUGAAGAUCCACAAAAUCUAGCUGUAAUUGGAUCAGAAAGUGGUAGCUAUGAGAGCUUAUGCAAUCUGUUCAAGUCCGCAUUCCGUUGUGCAGAUCGUAUUUUAACAAUGACUCCAUGGGGAAAUUAUGUGGCUUUCCGGUCGAAUGGGACAUUUUUCAUAUUCGAUGGGUGUACUUGUAACUUACGUUCAAUUCGACACAUGGAUUUGAGUUGUGGAACAGCUGGGCUUCUUUGUUUCCCUGAUUUGCAUUCAUUGAUUAAGUAUAUUAAGAGUGGAAAGGGUGUACGGAAACCAACGACAUUUUCAAAGAGAGAUAUUGUCGAUCAAAUUUGUAGCAAGUAUUGUAGUCGUUGAAAAUGAAGUUUUUACUGAUUUCUUGUUUCUUAAUUAUGUUUUUUAAAAUAAAUGUCAAAA